This is a messenger RNA of Medioppia subpectinata, 930 nucleotides long. Lineage: Eukaryota; Metazoa; Arthropoda; Arachnida; Sarcoptiformes; Oppiidae. The record is from the annotation of a GenBank genome assembly.
AUGUCUGACACAGCUUUCCAUCAGAAUUGGUCUCAAGAUAUUGUUUGGGAAAUGCUUAUUGUAAUCAAUUCCACACCACUUCUCGUUGAAUGCAAUGCUCUUCUGUUGUGUAAACCAAUAAUUUGCGCAAAACUGGAACUCUUUGGAGACUCUCUCCAAACCAAUCAACUCAUGGAUCUCGAGAGUCAACAGCAUUUUGAAAAUCCAAAAAUAACCAAGCAAUUGAAAUGCGGUUUUGAAGGCAAAUGUAAUAUCACUCCAAAUACAAGAAAGUAUUGCCAAAAAUGUAGACUUAAUAAGUGUUUUGCGGUCGGAAUGAGAAAAGAAAUAAUGAAUUCAGACGAAGAAAAUAAGAGAAGACGACAAAUGAUUGCAGAAAAUAAGCAAAAAUGUAUACAAAACGUGAACUCAAACGACAACAAAAUCUCUGACCAAACCGUUGGCCAAGAAGUCGAUGAUCUCAUUGACAGUACAUUCUAUAUAACGGAUAAAGCAUUGAAUAAACAGAUACUGGAAAUUGAAAACACACUAAACAAUGAUUUUAUUAAUGAGACAAAUGAUGAUAAUAUAAUACAAAAGUCAAUGCCAUUACCAUUGGUUCCCGUAUUCAAAGAGUUGACAGAUUAUAACGGUUUGAAUCAAUUGGAAACAAACCGUAUGCGAGAGCUCUUGAAGGCAUCUGAUAUUAUAAACUAUCCGAUCGCUGAUAAUGUAAUAGUGGUUCAAAAUAAGGACCAUUUGAUCCGAAUGGCAGCCCCGGCCACCGAAACACACGUUCAAAACUUUUUAACAGCAAUCACACUCUUCAACCCUAAUGUGCCAAACAUAUCGCAUACAACUGCUAUAAAACUCGAACAACAACUAUAUAAAUGCACAGCAAUGACCCCCUCCUCUACUCUACAAAUAUUCCCUAAUUCUAGUAUUUUAUAA